AGCAACUUCGUAUUGAGUGAGAAAUCAAAUGAGAUUAUGACUGAGAUAGCCGAGCUGAGGAAGAGCAAGAGCGCACCCUUGGCCUUAAGUAUGACUGUGAUGAGGAAAUUUCAAAACCAAAGCAAUAAGUUUUCUAAGAACCAAAAUAAGAAGAUAAAACAUGGAAAGGUUGGAAAGAAGGAAACAACUGGCAAGAGGGGUCGCUUGAUUGUGAGAAAUUUGCCAUUUAAGUACAAUGAAGAUGAUCUCCACAAUCAUUUUAAAUCAUUUGGAGAUAUCAAAGAUAUUCAACUUCUCCGAAGACCAGAUGAAAAGUUAGUUGGCUGUGGAUUUGUUGAGUACGUUUCAAGACUCAGUGCCACAAAGGCUGCAUUGAAAUUGAACGGAAAGGAGUUUUUAGGCCGACCAAUUAUUAUUGAUUGGGCUGUGUCGAAGGAUAGGUUCAAACAACUUCAAGAAGAAGCUGUUAAAAAGGAAAUCAAAAAAGAGGAGGAUAGUGAUGAAGAGACUAAACCAAUUGAGACUGUUGAUGUUACCAUAAAGGAAGAGAAAAUGUCUGACAAGGAUUCUGAUGACGAAAGUGAUGAAAACAGAGCUUUUUUUAUUUUUUCUUUACAGGGCAAUGAUGAUGGAGAUGAAACUAGUGAUGAUGAAGAAGAAGAGGACGAUAAAAUCAAAGAGGAGCCUGAGGAAAUCAAAUAUCAGAGAAAAGAGGAUGUCGACGAGGGAAAAACUGUGUUUGUCAAGAACUUGCCAUUCUCAGCCACUGACGAAGAGUUCAAAGAGUGCAUGGAGAAGUUUGGGCCAACCUUUUAUGCUCUUGUUUGCAAAGACAAACUCACAGAACAUUUCAAAGGGUCAGGAUUCGUCAAAUAUAAGAACAAAGAAGAUGCAGAAAAGUGUUUAGCUGCAGGAACAGAAUUAAAACUAAAUGGUUCCAUCCUUGAUCCUCACCCUGCCCUCAAGAGAUCUGAUAUACAGAACAUAAAUGAUAAAUCAAAGGAUAAAAAAGAUAAUAGAAAUCUAUAUUUGGUCAAGGAAGGAAUGAUUGUAGCAGGCACACCUGCAGCUAAGGGUGUGUCAGUGGGAGACAUGGAGAAGCGACUACAGCUGGAGCAGUGGAAGACCACCAAACUGAGGAACCUCAACAUGUUAGUGUCCAGAAAUCGUCUGGUCAUCCACAACCUACCCCUUGGAGUAGCUGAUAGACAGUUACGGAGGAUAUUUCAGAAACACGCUGGUCCCACUGCUGUUAUUCGAGAGGCAAGAGUGAUGAGAGAUUUAAAUCAGUCCGAUGCAAAGGGGAGACCUGUUUCCAAGGGCUAUGGCUUUGUUGCUUUUGAGAAGCAUGAAGAUGCCUUGAAGGCCCUUAGAUCUAUCAACAACAAUCCUAGUAUCUUCAACCCAACACAAAGACCAAUAGUGUCGUUUUCAAUAGAAAACAAAACUGUGCUCAACGUCAAAACAAAGAGGCAACUGAAGAGUCAACAAAGAAACCCUUUGUCCAAAGACUACAAACCUGAUGAAGAUGGAGGGGAGACGGUCUCAAAAAAGAAUAAAAAGUUUAAAAGAGAAAUCAACAACUCCAACAAAGACCAACCUCAGCCGGAAUAUGCCGGUAUGGCUGCAACUCCCGGAGCUACUGUCAAGAUGAGGAAGAAAUUCAAGCUGCAAGACCAAGCACAGAAACACUUAAAAGACGUGAAGAAACAGAAACAACAGAUGAAGUUGAGUCGAAAAAUGAGGCGGAAGGAGCAUUUACAAAAGCAGAAGGUUGAAAAGGUGUCAUCAAAGAAAAAGAAGACUUUAGAAAAGGACGAAACAUUCAGCAAGUUGGUUGACAAGUACAAAUCGAAAUUACUAUCUCAAACUAACAAAAAGAAGUGGUACGAAUAAAGAUGCAUCUUACCUUGUUUAUUUUCGGACUUUGUUUUAUAG
This is a messenger RNA of Macrosteles quadrilineatus (aster leafhopper), 1938 nucleotides long. Its product is annotated as RNA-binding protein 28-like. Gene Ontology annotation, molecular function: RNA binding. The record is from RefSeq and is a predicted model, not a curated record. The transcript has 10 exons. NCBI's taxonomy places the organism in Eukaryota, Metazoa, Arthropoda, Insecta, Hemiptera, Cicadellidae. The coding region runs from base 37 to 1896 and encodes 619 amino acids.